Messenger RNA from Nematocida parisii ERTm1, 429 nucleotides. RefSeq lists its product as uncharacterized. NCBI's taxonomy places the organism in Eukaryota, Fungi, Microsporidia. The coding region runs from base 1 to 405 and encodes 134 amino acids. The record is from RefSeq and is a predicted model, not a curated record. The transcript has a single exon.
AUGAACGUAUUAUUAGUCAUAAUAUUAUAUGCAGCGCACAUAUCUGGGUACUAUUAUACAGAAGGGUGGAGAGGCUCAAGAUAUCACCCACUAGGCCCAUAUGCGCACCCAUACCAUUCAUUGGAGUAUCUUAGACAACACGGCAGACUGCAUGCGUACAGUUCUGCAUAUUUAACUCCGUACGGCACUCCGUAUGGUCAUAUAUAUCACAGUUCAUACCACAACGCAAGAAGAAAUGCAGCAUAUGGAAGCAGAGCAUAUGGUGCGUGUGGUGGCGCAUACGCUGCUGGUGCAUCAGACACAGCCUCUGCUGCUGCAGCUGCCGCCUCUGGGUAUUCUAGAUAUUCCAGAGUGUCUGCGGGUCUUUCAUCGGGUCUAUGUGAUGAAACGCCAUAUGGAUAUUAGCCAGUAUAAUUCAGGAGCGCCGGG